GGGCGGCGGUAGCGGCGUUGGUGUAGCGUCGCCCAGCGUCGGCCUGGCCAACGGCGGAGCUGCCAGAGUGGCAUGGCCUCGCCGGCUUGGCCUGCGGCGGUGCGAUCGAGAAUUGUGCACGCCGCGCAGUCGGGGCUUGUCGGCGUGACGGCAAUCCCGAGGAGAUUAGGAUCGGCGCAGCGUGCCGGAGCUGAGCGGGCAAGGAUACGCGAGCGCCCGCCCUCGACGUUGUCGUCGUGGCGGACAUCUGUUGGCUUGAGGCGGGAAAGUGCCACGUGGAUUCUCCUUGGGGAAUCGUUUGGGCGGCGGGGUCGAUGUACCCCCGUGGUGGAUGACGCCGAGCGGGCGUUGCCACCUGGCGGCUGCGAUUGGCGGGAAAGAAAGCUGCCCACGUCGAAAUGUCGGCUGAGUGUUCAACGUGUCAAUGGCCGGCCCUCGGUGGAUUGCGACGUUUGUGCCGCGCAAUUAGUGGUCGGUAGCAUUCCGAUCGUCACGUCGCUGCCCACGUUCAUCCCCACCACCACGUCAUUGCCCACGUUUUUCGAGCAACUGUGGCGCUGCACGCCACGCCGGCCGCGAUUGGUGGUUGCGGCAGCGGCGGGGGACGGGAGGAAGCGGGAGGCGGAGGCACAGCGGGGAGCUGUGACGCGUGGAGCGGGAAAGCGGGUGGAGGAGGGGGUAGCGCAACGUGCAAGGGGGGACUCGGCGAAGCUUGCAGCUCGGCAGGUUGGGGGAAGGAGCAAGGCGGGGGCGAAGCGGCACGAGCUGGCCGUGCAGCAGGAGGGUUUCAUCGAGCUGGCUAAAGCGUGCGAGCUUGCCGCAGCCCCCCCCCCGCCCCCGCGCCCGCCCAAGGCGGAGACAUCAUCGAGGCCAAGGCGGCGGAAGGAAGGGAUUUCACAAGUGGAGGGCGCCGAAGUCGCCAGAGCUUCUGGAAGGGGACCGACGAAGAGCAAGGGAGGCAUUGGCGCUGUCUCCGGGAAAAAGGCGCGGGCAACGGUGGUGGCGGCGGAGCCCCGGAGGCGGAGGCAGAGCGCUGCGUCACGUGGGGGUGUAGGGACGACAUUGGUGCUACAGCGACACCCGAAACAGGGGGAGGGGGGAUUGCAGACCGCUCCGCCGCUUGCGAGUGUAUUGAGCGAGCGGAUGGAGCGGAAGCGAGUACAGCCGGCGGAGGAUGGCGGCGUUCAUGGCGGCGAGGUGAGUGGUAGGGUAGCAGAAGACGGGUGUGGGGACGUCAUGGCGCCCUCGCGGGGUUCGGGAGGCGCCUCUUCCUUGCCCGCGCCAUGUCCAAAGCAGGCGGAACCUCCACGGCCGCUGCAGGCGGAAGCUCCUCCGCCUACUGCAGUGGCGGAAAUUAUGUCUAUCGUGGGGGCGAGGAUGAAGAAGAGGAAGAAGCUGACGCCGGAGACGGAAGCGAGGCUGGAGCUCGAUCUGUGGUCAAAGCAGGGGGAUUUAGUGGGCGCACUGUCGUGUUACGAUCGCGUGCGGGGUGAGGGCAAAGUCCCCAUGCUGCAGUAUCACUACAACGUGUUGCUUCAUCUCUGCUCGUCGGCAGCCUCCGGUACGCUCCGAAGAGGCGGCCGCGAUCGUAAGCGGCGGGAGAUUGGGAAACUGGCGGCGACCGAUCUGUCCCCCGGCAGUCCGGUCGCCGCGGUCAACGGCGUUGAUGCUUCCGCCGCCGUCAGUCCCGAUGCGGCGGGUAAGCUUAGCGCCAACGGCGGGGACGAGCGGUCAUCCCGGGGGGCAGCCGAAUCAAACGGCAAAUGGCCGUCUGGUAAUUGCGCGUCGGCGGAAGGCUUGUCCCCUUCUCCCGCAUUGAGAGAUUCGAGCGCUGGAAGUCCGUCAAGCGAGGGAUCGCCAUCUUCUUCUUCUUCUCCCUCUUCUUCUUCUUCUUCGUCCUCGUCGUUGUGGUCAAUGGAGGCGGCGCAGGCGCCGGCGCAGGAAGCGGGGGCUGAGCAUCAUCCCGCCGUCUUGUCCCCGGACGAGCUGGCGAAAUUGGGUAUGGAGCGGGGAUUUGAACUGUAUAGUAGGAUGCUAGACCAGGGCAUCAAGCCCAAUGAGGCGACGUUUACGUCGAUGGCUAGACUGGCGGCGGCGAAAGGGGAUGGCGCCAUGGCCUUCGGGUUAAUUAAGGAGAUGGGGGAGGUUGGGAUCGUGCCACGAUUGCGGUCCUAUCAGCCCGCUCUGAGCGCGUAUUGCAACGAGGGGGCUUGUGAGAACGCGUGGGAGGUGUACGAGCAUAUGAACAGAUGUGAAGUGGAACCUUCGGAGAAUGAUCUGAGCGCUCUUCUUGAUGUCGCGGUCAGGGUAGGGGCAGGCGACAAGGUGUACGCAGUCCUACAUAGAUUAAGGACGUCGGUGAAGACUAUAAGACCGGAGACAGCGGAGGUGGUGGAGCGAUGGUUUAGGAGCGAGGGGGCGGCGGAAGCGGGCGGAAAGUGUGUAGAGCGGGCGGAGGAGGGGGAGGCGGUGAAGGCGAAGAUGGAGGAAACGGGGGGAGGAUGGCAUGGACUCGGUUGGCUUGGGGAAGGAGAGUGGAGUGUGCGGAGGACGACUGUGAGCGAGGAGGGAGUGUGCGCCGCUUGCGGAGAUCAGCUCGCGACCAUUGAUCUGGAUCCCGUCGAGACGGCCAAGUUUGCUCAGGCCGUUGCUGACCUGGCAAUGAAGAGAGAAAACAAGCCGAACGAAUUCGUCCAGUUCCAGGAGUGGUUAUCUAAGAACGGACCUUUCGAUGCUGUUGUGGAUGGAGCGAAUGUGGGACUGUUUAAUUCGCCUGGCGGGAGGGCUUUCAUCUAUAAGCAGGUCCAUGUGGUGAUGGAUGCGAUGAAGGAAAAAAGCCCUUCUGGCAAGCUUCCACUGCUGAUGCUGCAUAAACGGAGAGUGUAUGGUGGACCUGGCGAGCAGGAAAUGGCCAAAGCGGCGUUUCAGAGGUACAAGGAUGCAAAUGUGUUGUAUCCAACUCCCACUGGCUCUAAUGAUGACUGGUAUUGGCUUUUUGCAGCAGUUAAAAUGGGAGCAUUUUUGGUCACAAAUGAUGAAAUGCGAGAUCAUCUGUUCCAGCUGCUGGGAGACAACUACUUCCCAAAGUGGAAGGAACGUCAUCAGAUACGGUUCAGCGUGUUUUCAUCCAUUCCCAAAUUCUUCAUGCCGCCACCGUUUUCAACCUGCAUUCAGGAAACCUUGCAUGGUGGCUGGCACCUUCCAAUAACAACUCCGGAGGAGAUUACAGAAUUGGACGGAUCUGAGGAAGAUGAUUCAAAUCCCGAGGCGCAUCCUUCUCCACGCGAGUGGCUGUGUGCACGUCGUCAGCAAUCUGGUAUGGCGAAACAUCCCGAGCCAAUGGAUUGGACCAGCGAACAGUGUUGCCAGUCGGAAGACGUGAAUACAACAAACGGACCGAAUUCAAUGCAUACGGAAAGUGUGGUAGAUGCGUUGGGAAAGGUCUCCGACGGAGUCAGCGAGGCAGUGGAACAUUAAAUUCACUGCGGGAAAUGAAGUGUUGAUCCCUGUUUUCUCUGCUGGUCGCUUUAAUGAGAGGGGUGCCCCUUUUGAUGAUCUAUAGAGUCGGUAUGAUGAUGUGUUACACCUAUGCAAUAUUUGUGAAGAUUCAUUGUAUGGGCUCUCAAAAUUUUAUUGCAGCGCACAAAAUUUUGGAGAUGUCGAAUGAGCUUAUCGAAUUUCACUGUGCUCCCUCCCUUCCCCCUUCCCCCCCCCCCUCCUCCUCCAAUCACCGCUCACUUGCCCGGCUGAGCAAAAGAGGAAACAAAAAGUUUCUUUUUCGGGAAGUUGAAAGUUGAAGAAAAUUUCCGCACAUUGUGGACCUCUGCGCUUGAAAUUUGAAAGUCUUGCGGCGUAGCUCAGUUGGUUAGGCACGCAAGUGGCAUUCAGGAGGUUGUGCUUUAUACCUCUGAUCGGUAUUGGCAGGGUCCUUGGCCAACACGGGUGGGAGUGCGAGGGUGUGUGGAUUGUGUGUGGUGUGUGGGAGAGUGUUGGCCGUAGACACUGCUGCAAUUCUGUUUGAGGUGGGGGACGACGAAAAGGGAGGCGUAGCUACAGUCAAAGUGCUCGGUCUUUGCGUUAGCCGGUCCCCCACAGGCGGCCCCACCCCAUCCUUUACCACCGUGGUUGGGGUGGGGGGGCAAUAUGCAUCCCCUCUGAUGGCAGGAGGGAGACAACAAAGCUAUGUUCGUAGGGGUACCCUGUAGAAGCCUUCGGAGUAGUGGUAUUGAAAGAAUUUGAAAGGCGAUGAAAGGUUUGAGAGAAGAAUAUAGUGUAGCUAUAUAAAAAUAAAAAAAAAAAGAAACAAAAGGAGGAAGCUGAAAGUUUUCGAGCAAUUGAACAACUGUCAAAAAGAGUUUGGUCUGUUUGCUUGGUCACACCAAGAGAUCAUCUCGAAACGCAGUUGUGCUUGUUGCUCGCCCGUACUGGCUUUGCAGUUCACGUCU
Molecule: messenger RNA, 4445 nt
Organism: Chara braunii
Lineage: Eukaryota; Viridiplantae; Streptophyta; Charophyceae; Charales; Characeae
Source: the annotation of a GenBank genome assembly